AUGGCGGAGGAAACUCAGGUGAAAGAGUUUGAACUGACAGAAGAUUCAGAGCUCCGAUUUGAGGUUUUUCGAUUAAAUUGAGGAAAAAUUGAGAGAAAAAUUUUUAGGUUGGAGAUGAAGACGUCGUUUUGGAAUUAGUAAAAGGUUGCGCCGAGGUUUUCGGGACGGACCUUCAGGAGAACAAGAAAUACGCUUUCCCGCCUUGUAAGUUUCAUCUCGAAUGCUGAGCAGGGUAACCCAGCCGUGCUAACACGGGGUCUCCGCGGGUGCCCCGUAUAAUCAUAUAUUAAACCCGUAUAAGCCCAGCUGAUAGAACUUUUGGCAGUUUUUAGCCCAACUGAGACCCCGCUUUAGCCCAGCUGGGUUACCUAUUUUUCUUACACCCGUUGUUCCCCCGUUUUAGCCCAACUGAGACUAAAAUAACCUCAGAAACACGGGUUUAAUAAGGGUACACCCGUUGAGACACCUGCUCAGCAUGCGAGAUGUUUUGGUUUUUUUGAAGAAAGGUUUCUGUGAAUUUUCACUUCUUUGUGUUAAUCUCGUGUAUUCCCGGGAUGGAGAGUUUUAUUUGUAAUUUUAAAAAUUCCGCAAAAGUUUUUUAACAGUUUAAAACUCAGUUUUCAGUCAUUUCACGUUGAAAAAAGACUUUUCUUGCAUUAAAACAGCAAUUUUUGUUCGAAUCCUAUCUCAAAAUUUCAAUUUCUAAUCGUGAUUUAAAUCGAUUGCCUUGUAAUUUCUUUUUGUUCAGACACUAGAGUAGCCGUUUAUACGUGGAAAGAAGCCGUCGUUGAACUGGUCGGACCAGCAGAAAGUGCCUAUGUCGCUAAACACACGCCAAUGGUUGGUAUUAGAAUAAUUUAGAAGGUUUCUACAGUGCCUUCCCGAUCACGUUUUAUUAGAACACCAUGAAAAUUCUACCCUAAACAAAGUUAAGUGUAAAAAUGACAUCUAAAACAAAGGUCUUGAAGCGAAAUUUUGUUAUAUUUAAUCCAAUUUGGUAUACGGUCGUUUGGGAAGAAAAAAAAAACGUGACAAGCUGGCGCGGAAGGGACUAUACAAAGUUUUGAAAUCUAGGUAAUUUAUCUGAACACCCACGCGGCAAUGGAACAAGUUCGGCAGCACCGAGAAACCAAGGACAGUUUAUCGAAGGGUCCGAGGCUUAUGCUGGGUGAGAAUCAAGGAUUUUUGUUGACUUCGCAAGCUUUUUGAACUUUUUUGUCACCUAAAAAUCCCUAUUCAUCCCAAAAAUUGUGUAUUUUCUGAGAAGAUUCGUCUACUUUUUUGCUUUAAAAUUGAUAUUAUAACUUUGCAGUAAAAUAGAAAGAAAUUCUACUUUCUGUAUUUAUGAAUAAAAAAAUUUUUCAUGGCUGUAUGAAACUUUAUUAAACCUGGAUUAAAAACUGUCUUAUUUUUUAAGCAUUGGAGAAUUUUUUUCCUGAUAAAUCAAAUCGGUAGAUAUCAAUUUGGCAAAAAAAUGCGCAGCCGAAAAAAAGAUUUAAUUUUUUUCAUAAACAUAAGAUUAAAAAAACUUUCUCUGUUGAAAUUCUAUACUCAACAAUGUUCUCAAUGGGUGGUCAAUUGGUCAAAAAAGUCAAAAUUCCAUCUCAAACAAUUUUUGAUAAUUAUGAUCAAAAUUGUUGCUACAGUACUGGUCCUAAAAGAUAUGCCUGUUUGGUUUUUUUGGGCUACAACUUCGCUAAAGAAAAUCAGAAUUCACUGAAUUUUUCGAUAUUCCAGAAAAAAAUAUACAACUAAAAAUAAGAAAAAUUUUUUUCUGAAACCAUGUAAUUUCAAGAAAAAUCUUAUGGAAAAAAAGUUGAAAAAUCCAGAGUUUUGACAUUUUCAGUGAUGCAGAGCAACAGUUUUUUACUUGAACAUGACAUAAUGUUAUUUUAAUCUGUUUGAGACGUUAGUAUGCACAACAUAUUGAAAUUUCAGUAUGUUCUGAUCGUUUAGACCGAAGUUAUAGCCAAAAAUCAGUUAGGCAUAUCUUUAUGGCCAGUACUGUAGGUUUGGCAGAAGAAGAGGAAUUAACUUUUCGAGUUUUCUGCAUUUUCACUCAAUUUUCCUUCCAGUCGGCCCCACAGACGUCGGAAAAAGCACGGUGGGGCGAAUUUUGUGCAACUAUGCAGUUCGGCAAGGUAGAACGCCAGUUUAUGUGGAUCUUGAUGUGGGGCAGGUUAAAAUGAUUAUACUUCCACACGAAUUAUAAUUUUCAAGGGCUCAAUAUCGAUUCCGGGAACGAUUGGGGCGACAUUGAUACAGAAAACGGCGGAUGUUGUGGAAGGAUUCGAACGGGAACAUCCCCUUGUUUAUAAUGUUUUGAAUUUUUUUGAAAUAUGGAAAAUGAGGAAUUUUUAGUUUGGCUAUGCGACGCCGUCGGCCAACAUUUCGUUAUAUGAAACUUUGGUGAAAGAAUUGGCCGAUACCGUCACGAGACAGGUUAGUAUGUAGUCUGCUCAGAUUUUGAAUGUCAAGUCGGCAAGCUCCGCCCCUAAUGGCGCGAGUCACCCAUAGAGCGUUUUCAAAUGACGUCAUUUUACUUGACAUUCAAAAUCUGAACGUAAUUUAUGCCGUUAGCAAAGUGAUGUCCGCAAAACGCAAAUUUAUCUCUGACUCUCCAAGUUUUAGUUAUCUUUUCUUUCUCUGACAGCUAUUUUCAAUUCCGUGGAAUCACUUUGAAGCACUAGAAAAUCAGAGAAGAAUAGAAAAUUUCAGUUUCACUUUUUAAAAGCGAACUUUUUUCGAUUUUUGCGACGUUUAUCUUCUAUGUUGUAAGUGAUUCAAGGCUUACUUGAGCCAACGAAAAAUUGGUCCUGACACGAUAAAUAAAAAAAAAUGGUGUCCUGUGGUGGAGAGCGCAGACAGGCCACGCCUCUUAGUGUCCCAAGCUAGCCUUGAAUCGACUAUAACUUUUCAAACAAAAAAUAAAAGCAGUAAAUGGAUCUACGGAUAGUUAUAAUGAAUUAAAUCUCCUGAAAUGAAAAUUUGUGUCUAAAUGGAUGAAGGAAGCCGACAUUUCAGGUCUCAGAAAACGAUGAAGCACGAAUCGGAGGGAUGAUUAUCAAUACGUGUGGCUGGGUGACGGGUGAAGGGUGAGUUUUAGUCUUGGAAAAAGAAAAAUUAUGAAAUUGUGGAUCUUUGGGGAAGGUAUCCUGAAGAACAUUCGAAUUUCAAGGACUUCAGAAAUAAAAAAUUAGUUUCGAAAGAACAUUAGAAGAAAUAAGCAAAAAAAUUGGGUGGUAUGAAAAGAACACCAGCGAAAAAAAUCAAACGGCGACUUUUUCCGAUUUUUUUCAUAUCGCUAGGGAACUUUCCGACGGCCACCUUUCCGACGAAAUUUUUUUCCGACUUUUUUUCCCUUAUAUUUUUUUCGGUUUAUAAGACGUCUAUUUACAUUUUUCCUAUUUCUUUGUGUUUUUAAUCAUGAACCAACUACCUACUUUAUAUAGGAAGAUUUAAAAACAAAGAUUUUAUCAAGAAAAAAAGUCGGAAAAAAAUUUCGUCGGAAAGGUGGCCGUCGGAAAGUUCUCUAGCGAUAUGAAAAAAAUCGGAAAAAGUCGCCGUUUGAAUUUUCGCUGGUCUUUUUCAUACCAUAGCAAAAAAAUUACUUUUUUUAUCGUUAAUUUUGCGAAAAAAUUUUUUUGAAACUUUUUCUAUUUUUUUGGAUGUCGAAAUGUUCGAGUUUGGUCAGAUUUUGAGUGUUUAUGACGUCAUUCGAAAACGCUCUCUGAUUGGCUUACUCAUUAGGGGCGGAGCUUGAACGACAGCUUGACAUUCAAAAUCUGAACAGAUUAUGUUCAAAAAUGCAAAAGAAAAAGUCAUUUUUCAUCAUAUACAGCCCAAAAACACAUUUUCCUUUCAAGAUAUUCCUGCCUGAGCAUGGCCGCCUCGGCCUUCGAAGUCGAUGUGAUUGUUGUUUUGGACCAUGAAAGGCUCUACAACGAUUUGAGUCGCGAUUUACCGCCAUUUGUUAAGGUUUCAUUAAUUUGAAGAAAAUAUUCGAAAAAAUGAGUUCAGCUUCUCCAUCAACCGAAAUCUGGAGGCGUUGAAACCAGAUCCAAGGAAUCUAGGGUGCUUGCGAGGGCGGCUUCGAUUCACAGGGUAAAAAUUGGUAUUUUGUGGAAAAUUUGAACAAAAGCUGUAUUAAAGCACUCAUUUUUCAAUUUUUAGCCGUUAUAUUGGGUAUUUUUGUUAUUUUAAGCCUCCCAACUUGGUUCAUUAAGCUUUAAAAAAUGAAUUUUUUUCAGGAUUCGUAAAGUUCGAUCAAUAUAUCGUUGUUUUUGCAGUCUUUUAGGAACCUUUAGGGAUCAAAAAUGAGUUUUUUUGAUGUACAAAACGUUCAUUUCGUAACCCCCCAAAAAAAUUAUGAAUUUUUUUCAUUUCCAGUACUUCUACGGGACCCGAUCUCAUCAUCUAUUUCCUUUCACUUUUGAUAUCCAGGUCUCGGAUGUGAUUUUGUGCAAAAUCGGGACUGAAAAGGUUUUUUUUUCAAUUUUCUUCAAUUCAAAUGGGUUUUCUUUAGAUUCCCGAAUCGUGUCUACCUUUUGGCGUCGAGCCAGAGAAUCAUGAAACGAAGGUUCGAAUUUUGAAAAUUUAAAAAGCAGAUUAACAAAUUUUUAAUUGCUUUUUUAAAAAUUAUAUCUUGAGAAUUUUGGCGUCGAGCCACGAAUUGUAAUACUUCAGGUGGUCGACAUGAGCCUGGCUCCUGACCUUGUUCAUCACCUAUUCGCCCUGAGCCCCUGUACCGAAAUCGGCCCGGCGGUGACCAAAGCCAGCGUCAUGGGCUUCAUCUUGGUUACGGCGGUAAUAUUUCGAUCCCUAAUUGAUUAAUUACCUACAUCUAAGUACAGGUGAACAUGGAGACCUCGUCAAUGACAGUUCUAUGCCCACAAAACGUCCUACCGACAAAAGUGCUCGUCUACAUGGAUCUCACACACGUUGACGAUCAAGUUCAACGAUAA
Caenorhabditis auriculariae is the source of this 4964-nucleotide messenger RNA. The record is from the annotation of a GenBank genome assembly. Lineage: Eukaryota; Metazoa; Nematoda; Chromadorea; Rhabditida; Rhabditidae.